AUGCGUCAAUUUCGACCAACUUGGUUUAAGAGAAGAUCUCAAUGGUUGGAAUAUAGCAUUAAAGCAGACACAACAUUUUGUUUGUGUUGUUUUUUGUUCAAGAAUGAACUUGAAAGUCGUGGAAAUGCCGGAGAUUCAUUUACAAGAGAUGGUUUUAGGUGUUGGAACAAAGCUUUAGAAAGAUUCAAAAAACAUGUUGGUAAGGUAAAUAGUAUCCAUCAUAAAUGUUUCAAUAGGAUGCAAGAUUUGAAAAACCAACGGCAAUCGAUCCAAUCUUCUUUUGACAAGCAAAGUGAAAAGGCAAGAAGUGAUUAUCGGAUGCGUUUAAAUGCCUCAAUUGAUGUAGCAAGAUUUCUCUUGACAUCGGGAUUUCCAUUUCGUGGACAUGAUGAAAGUGAAGGUUCCGAAUAUAAGGGUGCUUUUCUUGAACUUUUGAAAUGGUAUGGGGAUAGAAGUUUUGAUGUGGGAAGAGUAAUAUUAGGUAAUGCUCCACAAAAUGAUAUGAUGAUUUGUCCGACAAUUCAAAAAGAUAUUGUGGAGGCUUGUGCUAAAGAAACAACUAAGGCUAUCAUUGAAGACUUGGACGGUGAUUAUUUUGGAAUAUUAGUUGAUGAAUCAAAGGAUGUUUCUCAUAAGGAGCAAAUGGCUCUAAUUUUGAGAUAUGUCAACAAAAGUGGAAUGGUGAUAGAGCGAUUCUUGGGUAUUGUCCACGUAAAUGAUACAUCUUCUCAAUCAUUAAAAAAGGCAAUUUAUUCUUUGCUUUUGGAUCACUCAUUAUGUACAUCCAAAAUACGUGGUCAAGGUUAUGAUGGGGCUAGUCUUUCCAAAAAGAAUUCGGAUGUGGAUAAUUUUUUUUAUGUUCUCACUAAUAUUUUGAAUACUAUUGGAGCUUCAUUUAAACGCAGAGAUUCACUUCGACAACAUCAAGAAGAUAAGUUGGAAGAGUUGCUUAAAUUUGGAGAAGUUCAUACAGGGCAAGGUUUGAAUCAAGAACGUGGCCUCCAACGACCGGGUGAUACUCGUUGGGGGUCUCAUUUUAAAACCUUGGACAAUUUCCUGAUUCUUUUUUCUUCAAUUGUUAAUGUGCUUAAGAAUAUGAAACGUGAUUGUCCUUAUUAUCUUGAUAGAUUUACGGCGGAAAAUCUUUUGAGCAAGAUUCAUGAAUUUGAAUUUGUCUUUAUGUUGCACUUGAUGUUUAAGGUGUUGCUAUUGACGAAUGAGUUGAAUAAAGUUUUACAAAAGAAAGAUCAAGAUAUUGUUAAUGCUAUGGGAUUGCUUGACCUUUCAAAGAAACGAUUGCAAAUGAUGAGAGAGGAUGAAUGGGACUCUAUGAUGGAUGAGGUUAGCUUAUUUUGUGGUAAACAUGGAAUUUCAAUUCCCAAAAUGAAUGAAGACUACUCUAAUGGGAAGUCGAAGUGUAAGAGGUCCAAUAUUUCAUAUUUGCAUCACUUUCGUGUGGAAGUGUUUUAUGCCGUCAUUGAUUUGGCACUUCAAGAACUCAAUAAUCGUUUUGAUGUGGUGACUAGUGACUUGCUCCUCGGUAUGGCUAGUUUGAGUCCGGUUGAUUCAUUUGCUAAUUUUCACAAGGAUAGGAUAAUGAAACUAGCCGAGUACUACCCAAGUGAGUUUGGUGAUAAAGAGCUUCGGGAACUCAAUUUUCAACUUGAUGAUUUUAUUGUCUAUGCUCAAAAGUGUGAUAGCAAGUUUCUCAACUUGAAGGGAAUCAAGGAUCUUGCAAAAGUGAUGAUAGAGACAAAACUAGAUCAAACUUGGUCACUUGUGUAUCUACUUGUGAAGCUAACUUUGAUUAUUCAUGUUGCUACCGCAAGCGUGGAAAGAGCAUUCUCAUCAAUGAAGUACAUAAAGAAUGAUUUGCGUAAUAGGAUGGAUGAAGAUCUUUUGAAUGGAGUUGCUCUUGCUCAAUUAAUCAUGUAUAAGUUUUGUGGGAGCUCGUCUCUCUGCGUUGUAACUAUAUCAACUUCAAUGGACAUUCUGCUGCUACAGCCUGACCAUGUGUCGUGGUUGACUUUAGCUCUUGCUUAA
This is a messenger RNA of Solanum tuberosum (potato), 2043 nucleotides long. RefSeq names its product zinc finger MYM-type protein 1-like. The record is from RefSeq and is a predicted model, not a curated record. The transcript is spliced from 3 exons. Lineage: Eukaryota; Viridiplantae; Streptophyta; Magnoliopsida; Solanales; Solanaceae. The coding region runs from base 1 to 2043 and encodes 680 amino acids.